Messenger RNA from Trichoderma asperellum CBS 433.97, 1059 nucleotides. RefSeq lists its product as uncharacterized. Lineage: Eukaryota; Fungi; Ascomycota; Sordariomycetes; Hypocreales; Hypocreaceae. Gene Ontology annotation, cellular component: mitochondrial inner membrane. Gene Ontology annotation, biological process: intracellular monoatomic cation homeostasis. Gene Ontology annotation, molecular function: ribosome binding. The record is from RefSeq and is a predicted model, not a curated record.
AUGAGUUAUCGAGUCACGCAGCGAUGCGGCUUAACAGCGCAAAGGACAUGGCUCUUUAGCCCUCAACUCCUCGCCGCGCAGUCGCGCAGUCUACACACCAGCCGAUCCGUAUGUCAAACAAGAGCUGCUGCUCCUACUACUAACAAGAGCUUUCGUCCCACUACCAAGCCGCAGAGGCCUAUAAACGCGGCUAUUAACCCUCCUGCUUCGACUCGCCCUCCGCCGCUGGAAGCCGUUGAACCGCAGUCAUCAAAGAUCAAGUAUUACUUCAAGCUGGGCAAAGCCUAUGUAAUCUUUUUCAAGGAUGGCGUGAAAGCUAUCAUGGCGAACCGCAGGUUGGUAAACGAAAAGAUCAAGGCCUUGCCAAGCGGAGAGCGGCCAUCAAUUUUCAAGCCGCACCACAUUCCCAGCACAUUCUCACGCGCAGAUUGGGUGCUGCUAUGGCGAACCAGGCAUGAUCUGAUGCGAUUGCCCCUCUUCGCCCUGUUUUUCAUCAUUGCCGAGGAUCUGACACCUCUUUUGGUUGUCUUCCUGCCAGGGAUCUUGCCGUAUACAUGCCGCUUUCCGAGACUACUAGGCAUCACGCGAGAGAAGGCUGAGCAACGGCGUAAAGCUGCCUUCAACGAAUUGGAGGGCCAACACCCUCAUGGUGCCCUGAGUCCAGGAAUUACGAAGAGUGUAGCGCACCGGCACCUCCUCAAGUCUUUAGACCUCUCAGGCAGGAUGUGGGAUCGCCUUGGAUUCACUCCCCCCGGCAUGUGGGCUAUCAAAGGCAGACUACGCAUGAUAUUCUUGGAAAUCGACGAUCAGCGGCUACUCCAAGAUGGCGGCCCAUUGGGCCUCGAAGCUGAAGAGCUUCGAAUCGCUUGUUCUGAUCGGGGUAUCAACAUUCUUGGCAAGAGUGAGACGGAGCUUAAAACGAAACUUGGCGAUUGGCUACGGUUGACGGCAGCGGAAGAUCUGGGAGAGCGGAGGCGACGCAUGGCGACGUUGCUGCUGACAAGACCUGAAAACUGGCCUCAGCAGCGCGAUUUCCCCGUUCCCGAGUGGGAGCUGUAA